AUGGGUUUAUCUGAUCAACAAUUGUUCGACUUGAACAAGAGGGCCGUGAGCCAAGGUUUUAAUAUUAAGCCAAGAUUGAAUUACAAUACCGUUAGAGGUGUUAACGGACCUCUAGUUAUCUUGGAAAAAGUGAAAUUCCCACGUUACAACGAAAUUGUUAAUUUGACUUUGCCAGAUGGUAGCGUAAGACAAGGUCAAGUUUUAGAAGUUAGAGGUGAUAGAGCCAUUGUGCAAGUUUUUGAAGGUACUUCUGGUAUUGAUGUUAAAAAGACCUGUGUUGACUUUACCGGUGAAAGUUUAAGAAUCCCAGUUUCUGAAGAUCUUUUAGGUAGAAUCUUCGACGGUUCCGGUAGACCGGUCGACAAUGGUCCUAGAGUGUUUGCUGAAGACUAUUUGGAUAUCAACGGUUCCCCUAUCAAUCCAUAUUCACGUAUCUACCCAGAAGAAAUGAUCUCUACAGGUGUUUCAGCCAUUGAUACCAUGAAUUCUAUUGCUCGUGGCCAAAAGAUUCCAAUUUUCUCAGCAUCUGGUUUACCACACAACGAAAUUGCAGCUCAAAUCUGUAGGCAAGCAGGUUUGGUUAGACCUACAAAGGAUGUUCACGAUGGACAUGAAGAGAAUUUCUCUAUUGUUUUCGCCGCCAUGGGUGUCAAUUUGGAAACUGCUAGAUUUUUCAAACAGGAUUUUGAAGAAAACGGAUCUUUGGAGAGAACUUCGCUAUUCUUAAACUUGGCUAACGAUCCAACUAUUGAGAGAAUUAUUACCCCUAGAUUAGCUUUAACGACUGCAGAAUAUUUGGCCUAUCAAACUGAACGUCAUGUUCUAACCAUUUUAACAGAUAUGUCUUCUUAUGCAGAUGCUCUUAGAGAAGUUUCAGCUGCUAGAGAAGAAGUGCCAGGUAGAAGAGGUUAUCCAGGUUACAUGUACACAGAUUUGGCUACCCUUUACGAAAGAGCAGGUAGAGUUGAAGGUCGUAACGGUUCCAUUACACAAAUUCCAAUUCUAUCGAUGCCAAACGAUGAUAUCACACAUCCAAUUCCCGAUUUGACUGGUUAUAUCACAGAAGGUCAAAUCUUCGUGGAUCGUCAAUUGAACAACAAGGGUAUCUACCCACCAAUUAACGUCUUACCAUCCUUAAGUAGAUUGAUGAAAUCUGCUAUUGGUGACGGUAUGACGAGAAAGGAUCAUGGUGAUGUUUCUAACCAAUUAUAUGCUAAAUACGCUAUUGGUAGAGAUGCAGCAGCUAUGAAAGCAGUGGUUGGUGAAGAUGCAUUAUCCAUUGAAGAUAAACUAUCCCUAGAAUUUUUGGAAAAAUUUGAAAAGACUUUCAUUGCUCAAGGUGCCUAUGAAGAUAGAACCGUUUUUGACAGUUUGGACCAAGCUUGGAGUCUUUUGAGAAUCUACCCUAAGGAAAUGCUGAAUAGAAUUUCCCCAAAGAUUUUAGAUGAAUUUUACGAAAGAUCUAGAGACGAUGAUGAGGAUGAAGAUGAACAAGAUCCAGAUCAAAGACCAGGUUCAUCAAAAAAGAAUAACCAGGAAGAAUCUUUAAUUUGA
This is a messenger RNA of Zygosaccharomyces rouxii, 1554 nucleotides long. It is a transcript of the gene VMA2, whose product is annotated as H(+)-transporting V1 sector ATPase subunit B. Gene Ontology annotation, biological process: proton transmembrane transport; ATP metabolic process. The transcript has a single exon. The record is from RefSeq and is a predicted model, not a curated record. Bases 1 to 1554 code for a protein of 517 amino acids. NCBI's taxonomy places the organism in Eukaryota, Fungi, Ascomycota, Saccharomycetes, Saccharomycetales, Saccharomycetaceae. Gene Ontology annotation, molecular function: proton-transporting ATPase activity, rotational mechanism; ATP binding. Gene Ontology annotation, cellular component: proton-transporting V-type ATPase, V1 domain.